AUGUGCAGGAAGUUGUGGAUCAGAGCAUGCCAAGGGCAGGUCCCAGAAGAUUGUGUCUACACCCAAUAUCAUCCAAUGGAAGAGAUUUAUCAAUGGAUAACUCAGAUCCAGAAGAACCACAGUGGGCUGGUGACUCAGCACUACCUGGGGAAGACAAUCGAGAACCGAACAAUGUAUUAUCUGCAGAUGAUCAUUUUUACACUCUCUCAUAUCAAUCAACCAUCAGAUAAAACCAAAAAGAUCAUUUGGAUGGACUGUGGGAUUCAUGCCAGAGAAUGGAUCUCUCCAGUCUUCUGCCACUGGUUUGUGAAAGAAGUUCUCUGCUCAGUCUUCUGUAUUUUUUCUUUUCGGAUUAUUCAAAAUUACAAAUAUGACCCAAAGAUAAGCAGAUUUCUGCAGAAUUUGGACCUCUGUGUCUUGCCAGUCAUCAAUAUUGAUGGCUACAUCUAUUCCUGGGAAAAAGAUCAUUUGUGGAGGAAAAACCGUUCUCCACAUAUGAAUGGCACCUGCUACAGGACAGACCUGAACUGAAACUUCAAUUCCUCCUGGGGUAUUGGUGUUUCUUAUAACUGCAGCAGUAAAAUCUUCUGUGGAUCUGGACCAGCAUCAGAGCCUGAGACAAGAGCUGUGGCUCAGUUUAUCGAAAGGAAGAAGAGUGACAUUUUGUGCUAUUUAACAAUUCACUCCUACAGACAGUACAUCCUCACUCCGUAUGGUUCCACAACUAAACCUCCAAGUAACAGUGAAGAACUGAUGCAUGUUGCAGAGAAAGCAGCUGCUGCCCUGAUGGGAAAGUAUGGGACUAGCUAUGAAGUAGAAUCAACCUCUUUAAUUUUAUACAGUAACUCAGGCUUCUCAUGGGACUGGGCUCACAUGAUUGGCAUUCCUUUCUCCUACACAUUUGAACUGUGAGACAAGGGUACUCAUGGAUUUGUUCUACCCCCUGACCAGAUCCAACACACAUGUGAGGAGACUAUAUUGCCUGUGACAACUAUCAUAAACUAUGUUGAUCGGAAGUACUUCCCAGAAAAUAUAGGGCCUCGAAAGCUGGUGAAAGGUCAUAAUCAGGCAACCAUCAACAGCAGCCUGAAAUAA
Molecule: messenger RNA, 1095 nt
Organism: Pygoscelis adeliae (Adelie penguin)
Lineage: Eukaryota; Metazoa; Chordata; Aves; Sphenisciformes; Spheniscidae
Gene: CPO
Product: carboxypeptidase O
Exons: 9
Biological process (GO): proteolysis
Molecular function (GO): zinc ion binding; metallocarboxypeptidase activity
Source: RefSeq, a predicted model, not a curated record